Cannabis sativa is the source of this 1645-nucleotide messenger RNA. Its product is annotated as beta-ureidopropionase. Lineage: Eukaryota; Viridiplantae; Streptophyta; Magnoliopsida; Rosales; Cannabaceae. The transcript is spliced from 6 exons. The record is from RefSeq and is a predicted model, not a curated record. Bases 192 to 1445 code for a protein of 417 amino acids. Gene Ontology annotation, molecular function: beta-ureidopropionase activity.
GAGACAAAAAAAAUUUUGGUACUUAUCACACGAUUUAAGUAUUAAGAUAAAAAUUUAACUAAAUACAAUAUCGUCAUUAUCAUCAACCUCGGUCGUCUCUCUCUCUGAAUCGAUUCAUCAAUCAAUCAUCAUCAUCAUACACCAACUCCUCAUCCAGUGGUUUCAGCAAGAGAGAAAAAGAGCAACCAAAAAUGGAAAAAAUAUCAAAGGAAGACACUGAAACUGUAAAUGGAGAAAUUCAACAACCAACCUCCAUUGACGGAUCAAUUUGUGGCUACGACUCACUUCACCAUCUCCUUGCUGCCAAUCUCAAACCCCAUCUAUUUCAGGAAGUUAGCCGAUUGCUUUUGGGACUCAACUGUGCCAAGGCACUUGAAACUGCUGUGCUUCCAGAAUCUGCCAAAGCUCUCUCUUCAGAACAUAAUUUUGAUCUCCAGGCUUUCUGCUUCCAUGCUGAUAAAGAGUUAAUAAGAGAACCUCGAGUAGUUAGGGUUGGUCUUAUUCAAAACUCUAUAGUUCUUCCGACUACUGCCUCAUUUUUAGACCAAAAGAGAGCCAUCUUUCAAAAGUUAAAGUUGAUAAUCGAUGCUGCUGGUGCUUCUGGAGUAAACAUAUUAUGCUUACAAGAGGCUUGGAUGAUGCCCUUUGCCUUUUGUACACGGGAGAAGAGAUGGUGUGAGUUUGCCGAACCUAUUGAUGGGGAAUCAACCCAAUUUCUUCAAGUUCUUGCCAGAAAAUACAACAUGGUUAUUGUGAGUCCUAUUCUUGAGAGAGAUAUUAAUCAUGGAGAGACUAUUUGGAAUACAGCUGUCAUAAUUGGCAAUCAUGGCAACAUAAUUGGCAAGCAUAGGAAGAACCACAUACCAAGAGUUGGAGACUUCAAUGAGAGCACAUAUUACAUGGAAGGAUCUACUGGACAUCCUGUGUUUGAAACUGCUUAUGGGAAGAUUGCUGUAAAUAUAUGCUAUGGGAGGCACCAUCCUUUGAAUUGGUUAUCUUUUGGCUUGAAUGGUGCAGAGAUUGUCUUCAAUCCUUCAGCUACUGUUGGUGAACUAAGUGAACCGAUGUGGCCCAUUGAGGCUCGUAAUGCUGCAAUAGCAAACAGUUACUUUGUUGGGUCAAUCAACCGUGUUGGGACUGAAACAUUCCCCAAUCCGUUCACUUCGGGUGAUGGGAAGCCACAACAUGCUGACUUCGGGCACUUCUAUGGUUCCAGUUAUUUCUCAGCUCCAGAUGCUUCAUGCAGUCCAUCUCUUUCACGCUGUAGAGACGGGUUAUUAAUCUCGGACAUGGACCUGAACCUUUGCAGGCAACUGAAGGACAAGUGGGGAUUUCGAAUGACAGCUAGGUAUGAGUUGUAUGAAGAGAUGCUCGAUCAUUAUUUGAGCCCAGACUUUGAACCCCAGGUCAUUUCUGAUCCCUUGUUGCAUAGAAACUCUUCAUAAGCUGUUUAUGAGAUGCAACUGAAAAUAAGAUUAUAUGGACCGAAUUCCCGAUUAAGAAAAUAAGCAUGGUCCUUGUGUUUAUAUUUGUUUUAAUGUUUUGAUAUUUGAAAAAGAAAAGAGAAAACAAUCAUAAACAAAAUUGAACCAGCUUGGUUUGAAAUUAAAAAAUAACAUGUAUGAAAGUUGAAUCCCUUCUUUUA